AUGACUAUCUCCCACACUGUCGAUGGCUCUAAAUCUUACAACGAUUUGGUCAAAUCUCUAUCUCCCAAUGACAUCUUAUCUCUCUUUAAAGACGACAUAAUCCCACUAUCCAAUGAUCUAUCUCUAUCUCCUUCCUCUCCUCCCACUUCUUCCUCUUCCUCCUCUUCCUCUUCCUCUCCUUCCAAACUAGACUCACUCCUCUUCCAGGGCCAUGACCAAGAACAAAUCAAACUAAUGAACGAAAAUUGCAUUGUCGCUGACUACCACGACACUCCCUUAGGUGGUGCAACAAAAAAAGUCUGCCACAUCAAAUCAAACAUUGAUCGUGGCCUCCUCCAUAGAGCCUUCUCGGUCUUCCUCUUCAACAGCUCAGACAACCAAUUCAAACUACUCCUACAACAAAGAGCUGACGAAAAAAUCACCUUUGCCAAUAUGUGGACAAAUACCUGCUGCUCUCAUCCUCUACUAACCCCAUCUGAAUUUGGUUCCACCCUAGAAAAAUCAAUCCUCGGUGCCAAAAAUGCUGCUCAAAGAAAACUAUUUCAUGAACUAGGGAUCGAUCCCAGUUUCGUUCCAAUUGAAAAAUUCAAAUUCUUAACCAGAAUCCACUACAUGGCUCCAAAUCCAAAUGAUACCAACUGGGCUGAACACGAAAUUGACUACAUACUCUUCAUCAAAUCAAAUAACCCACCUUUAAACCCAAACUGGAACGAAAUCAAAGACUACAGAUACGUCUCUAUUACAGAAUUGAAACAAAUGUUCCAAGAUGAAAGCAUCAUCUUCACUCCUUGGUUCAAAUUAAUCUGCGAAGCAUAUUUGUUCAAAUGGUGGGAAAAAUUAAUCAAUAAUCAAAACUUGCCUAUUUCUAUUUCUUUUUGA
Messenger RNA from Ascoidea rubescens DSM 1968, 879 nucleotides. RefSeq names its product isopentenyl-diphosphate delta-isomerase IDI1 (gene IDI1). The record is from RefSeq and is a predicted model, not a curated record. Gene Ontology annotation, biological process: isopentenyl diphosphate biosynthetic process; isoprenoid biosynthetic process. Gene Ontology annotation, cellular component: cytoplasm. Gene Ontology annotation, molecular function: isopentenyl-diphosphate delta-isomerase activity. The coding region runs from base 1 to 879 and encodes 292 amino acids. Lineage: Eukaryota; Fungi; Ascomycota; Saccharomycetes; Ascoideales; Ascoideaceae. The transcript is spliced from 2 exons.